AUGGCGGACGAAGUCUAAAUUUUAAUAUACCGUAUUGGGUUUUUCUACUAUGUUUGCAAGAAGCAAACUGGUCCGAAUUUUAGCCUUUGGUGAUAGCUUAACGCAAGGGCAUACUUACCAGCUAACUCAUUUUCAUCCAUACACGCAUCGUCUCCGUCAGUUGUUACAGGAACAUAAGUCAGUCAAGUUUGACGUGGAUAAUGCUGGUAUCACUGGAGAGUUUGUACGGGACCAAAUGACGAAGAGAUUGCCCCUUUUACUGAGGAAAAAUGGUCCCUAUAAUUUGAUUAUCAUAUUAGGUGGUACCAAUGACCUUGGGGAUUUUAACCCGGGCGAAGAAAAAGCUCUCUUCAAAGAGAUAGUCAGUCUUCAUGAUAUUGCCCACGAGCAUGGGGCUAAAACAUUACUGCUUACAAUCCCAGAGAGUGAUUACAUUUUCAAAGACAUGGGAGCAAAUGGCACGUCUUAUAUCAAAGAGGAUGGGGAGAAAGGAAGGAUUCUGAUUAACGGAAUGCUGCGCGAUUUUGCAAAGGAAAAUGAUGACGUAACGUUGUGUGAUCUUGAUCAGGAGCACCGUCACACCAAUCUCAAGGAGGAAGAAAAAGUUAAAUAUUGGGAUGACGGUCUGCAUUACACCCCAGAAGGCUAUGACAGGAUGGGUGAAAUAAUAUUCGAGAAGAUAAAGCAUUUGUACUGGGAGUGAAUUUUUUUCAAAAAAAAAUGCACACUAAAAUCAAAAAUAAUAAACAAAUAAUAUUUCCAAAAUUUGAACGCUAUUUAAUUCGAUUUUUAUCACUCCCUUUUCAAUCAUCCACUCAAUCAUAUAAAGUCUAAUUGCAAUUUUAAACUUUUAAAAAAUUAAAUAAUUGUAUCAAUUUACAAAUAUAAACUCGUACAGACUCCUGUAUGUAUAAUGGGUUGCAGAAGCUCUCUUGCUCCAGUGCUUUGAGGGUUCAUUGUGGUCUCCUUCGGCACUGGAGAAAGAGGUCUCUCUGGCACCCAGGGUAACUGUCUGAUGGAAAAUGAAAGUAAAAAAUGCUUUUACAAUUACUUUGGUAAUCAUGUAUGCAGAAAAACACCAUUACCACUGUUUUCAUUACCAACUAGUGCUGACUGCGAUCAGUGUAUAGUGUCGUAGUGAAGGGCACAUUCAGGUAUUUGUAUGUAUAUAGAGAUAUCAUGCAUCACUUCAAAAAAGCAUAAUAAUUAUGGCAUAAUGAGGUGUUCGGUGCACUGCAGGACACCCCUGGAUCUGCCCCUGCAUGGAGUAAGGACACCUCCUGGUCAAUUCUGGUGGCAAUUAAGCAAGCUGCACAAUGGGAUCCUGAUUGGAUUGCUCUUUCUAAUGACCACAAAGGGCCUUUUMAUUUGACAGAUUAAUCCAUAGCAGGGACAGAUUCAAAAAACUCCUAAAGUGGAGUUGCAUUGGCAGUCUUGACAAGAUAGUGACUGACAAUGUUAUACCUAAUGCAUCAAUGUGUGCAGGGUGUCAGGAGCCACACAUUCUUUAGAAAAGAAUCCCUAACAAAUAACUUUGGCUCUCUGCUGAUCUACUCUUUGAAGUAAUAUUUCAAACAAGCGAGAGAGUUCUUCCUCUGAUUUCCA
This is a messenger RNA of Actinia tenebrosa (Australian red waratah sea anemone), 1605 nucleotides long. RefSeq lists its product as uncharacterized. The record is from RefSeq and is a predicted model, not a curated record. Lineage: Eukaryota; Metazoa; Cnidaria; Anthozoa; Actiniaria; Actiniidae. Gene Ontology annotation, molecular function: phosphatidylcholine lysophospholipase A1 activity.